ACCGGCCGGCCAGAGCCAACUUGGGAUAGACUCGGGUCCACGCCCUAAGGGGUUAAUCCUUUUCUCAUGUUACCGAGCGGCUUAUAAGGAGGGGGAGGCCAAGCCUCCGCCUUAUUGGGAGCCUUUUGGGGUUUAUUCUCUUCCCUUCUAACUUGGUUAAGAAUGACCCAGAUGAAAUCAAAGCUUUGUUCCAGAGCCAAUGUGUACACUCAAGUGCCUGACGGAGGAUGGGGCUGGGCGGUAGCUGUUUCUUUUUUCUUCGUGGAAGUCUUUUCCUAUGGUAUCAUCAAGACCUUCGGCGUCUUCUUUAAUGACUUGAUGAACAGUUUUGAUGAAUCCAACAGCACGAUCUCAUGGAUAGUGUCAAUAUGUGUCUUCGUCUUAACGUUUACAGCUCCCCUGUCCACCAUUCUGAGCAACCGCUUUGGACACCGGCUGGUGGUGAUGGCAGGAGGGCUGCUGGUCAGCACCGGGAUGGUGGCCGCCUCCUUCUCCCAGAAGGUUUACCACAUGUACAUCACCAUCGGGCUCAUCUCGGGUCUGGGCUACUGCUUUAGCUUUCUGCCCACCGUCACCAUUCUGUCACAAUACUUUGACAAAAGACGCUCAGUAGUCACCGCUGUCGCUUCUACGGGAGAAUGUUUCGCCGUGUUUGCUUUUGCACCAGCCAUCACGGCUCUCAAGGAGCACAUCGGCUGGAGACACAGCCUCCUGUUCGUGGGCCUCCUGCAGCUGAACAUCGUCGUCUGCGGGGCACUGCUGAGACCCAUCAUUAUCAGAGGGCCAGUGUCACCGAAAACAGUCACCCACGAAAGCCGGAAAGAAGUGCAAUAUAUGCUUGAAAAUGAGAAAACCAGAACCUCAAUAGACUCCAUUGACUCAGGAGUAGAACUAACUACCUCACCCAAAAAUGUGCCUAGUCACACGAACCCAGAACUGGAACCCAGGACUGACCUGCAGCAGACCCUGGUGAAGGCUGGCUCCAAGCCAGGGGACCAGAAAGCCCCGCUGUUAGACUUCUCGAUUUUGAAAGAGAAGAGUUUUAUCUGUUACGCGUUAUUCGGUCUCUUUGCCACCCUGGGGUUCUUUGCCCCUUCCCUGUACAUCAUUCCUUUGGGCAUCAGCCUGGGCAUUGACCCAGAUCGUGCGGCGUUUUUAUUAUCGACAAUGGCGAUUGCUGAAGUUUUUGGUCGGAUCGGAGCCGGGUUUGCCCUCAACCGAGAGCCCAUCCGAAAGAUCUACAUUGAGCUCAUCUGCGUCAUCCUGCUGACCAUGUCCCUGUUCGCCUUCACCUUUGCUACUGAAUUCUGGGGCCUCAUGUCCUGUAGCAUAUUUUUUGGGUUCAUGGUUGGAACUAUAGGGGGGACCCACAUUCCAAUGCUCGCCGAAGAUGACGUGGUGGGGAUUGAGAAGAUCUCUUCUGCCGCUGGAGUCUAUGUCUUCAUCCAGAGCAUCGCAGGGCUGGCAGGCCCACCCCUAGCAGGUCUGCUGGUGGACCAGAGCAGGAUCUACAGCAGGGCCUUCUACUCCUGUGCAGCAGGCAUGUCCAUAGCUGCAGUGUGCCUCGCCCUGGUGAGACCAUGCAAAAGGGGACUGUGCCAGCCUGGGCACUCAGAAGAAGCGCAGGCUGAGCCCCAACGGGGGAAGGCGUUACAAGACAUACCCGAAGACUUUCUGGAAAUGGAUCUUGGGAAAAACGAGCAAAGAACUCAAGUGAAAGUAGAGCCAGUGUAACAGGUUUUCCUGUAACAGCAGCGGCCAUGUUGGCUGGGAAGGGGGUGCUGCAAGGACCACAGGGAGGUAGGGGAGCUGACACCCCUUCAGACCUGCAUUUUAAAGGGAAUGUGUAUGCAAACAGCACUACCAACAUUUUUUUCUUUUUGCCCUAAAUUUUCCUUUUUGCUUAUUUUUUUAAGCCAAAACAAAAAUAACCAAACUCUCUUCUGUGUAUAAAUCUGGCUGUAUUCAGUAGCAAUACAAACUCAUAGAAGAACUCUGGUUCUGAUCCAGUAUUAAAAGAGUGACAAUGAAUUGGCCGAGUGGUUGGAAGAGCAUUCACAUGUGAUAAACCACUAUCUUCUAAAAUGACUUCUAGCCCAGGUCAUUGAAAUGAAAUUGCCUAUCCCCGCCCAGAAAAAAAAAAAUCUUGAAUCAUUUAAAAGAUUUCUGAUUUUUCAGAAAGACAAGUAAAUUGUUUUUAAAAAGAAGCUGAAAAAUACUGAGGUGUCCAUUAACAAAUUAUGGCCUCUGGCUUUCCAAAUACUGCACAGAAAUGAAAUAUAGUUUAAGACCAAACAUCUGAUCAAUAAGCAGAAAAUUUUAAAUAUAUAACUUGAAUGUCAUAAAUGUGAAGAAGACCACUUCUUUUUAUGGCCAGUCAUCACCAAAAGUAUUUCAAUACAGAAGAUAUGGAAUUGCAUUCAAAAAUGUAUUUCCUGUUGCUUUUAAUUAUUCAGAAAUAUGUGAUUAUAAUGUCUUUAAUUUAAACCACUAUUUAUUAUUAAGUUAUUCUAGGAUGAUUAAUCAAAAGAAAUAAAACAUAAUCCGAGACAUCAACGGCAUUUUUACCUCCUUCCCGCAAUCCUUUAAAUGCCUCAAUAAGUACUUCUUGUCUUAUAAAGUUACUCUCAUACAAGGCCAAAUUGCAAUGAUCCUUCAAUUUGAUUAAAGGUAGCGUGUGCUAUGUAAAGGGGGAAAAUAAUGGAGAGCAAAUCGCCUUAGCUUUUAAAAGAUGAUUUCUUUGAUCACCUAAGAAUACUUGAGGAUCUUCUUUGAUCAAAAUUAUAGUUCACUGAAUCGUUGAAGCAUUUCUGAUUUUGUCAAACCUUUACUGUUGAAGAAUUUCUGUAUUUCAUUGGGGAGUAGCAGAGACAUUUAUGUUACCAUCACAAGUUACAAGGUAGAACUCUCGUCUGACCUAGAACUCGAUUGUGGCCAUUAUUGUUUUGGAGUCACACUACAUGUAUAGUCUUUCUCAUUUUAGCAGUUUUCAUCAAGAAGAUAAGAGGUGGCCUGUUUCCUCACCUGUUUUACUGAACCUCACCCUCCAGGUGGUGAUCAGUGCUUGCUGCUCCAUCUUUAUUCAUCUUACUGUUAAUUUAUGACAACUCAGGGGGAAAAAAAUAUAACAAGCCUAGUUUGGUUCCAGGUACACACAAGCUUGAAUAUUUCUGUGCACUGAGAUGAAAGUGACAUAGUUCAUCACCACCGACUACAUUUUGUACAGCAUUUUAUCAGCCAUAGAAAUAGGACAAUCGGUAAAACUUUGGGGAGGGCAAGGGAGGAAAUGACAAAGCGUCUGUCCAAAACAGACACACCUAAAACAAGGUGGAUGUAGCACACGUCUGCCACGGCUCGGGAACACUCUGAGCCCGGGGCAGGUUUGUAGACCUACAUGACUUCAGCACUUUACAACAUAUUUUGUACUAUGAAUGUUCAACACAAUUUAAUAUUUAUAACUGAUUUUUGAGGGAUCUGCUCUGUGUCCAUUCUGUUAACUGCAUGAGAAAAAAAAAUAUGUAUGCCAAUUUCAGUAUGUCAAUUAUCAAGAUUUUAAAUGUUUGGAAGAAAAUAAAAAGAUUGCUGAUUUGUUCUGUAUUAGUGACAUUCUGGUACUUCUAGAUUUGCAAUAAAUUUAUGGCUUUUUAUUUAAA
Messenger RNA from Marmota monax (woodchuck), 3653 nucleotides. It is a transcript of the gene Slc16a6, whose product is annotated as solute carrier family 16 member 6. NCBI's taxonomy places the organism in Eukaryota, Metazoa, Chordata, Mammalia, Rodentia, Sciuridae. The transcript is spliced from 6 exons. Bases 163 to 1734 code for a protein of 523 amino acids. Gene Ontology annotation, molecular function: monocarboxylic acid transmembrane transporter activity. Gene Ontology annotation, biological process: monocarboxylic acid transport; transmembrane transport. The record is from RefSeq and is a predicted model, not a curated record.